Messenger RNA from Syngnathus acus (greater pipefish), 1253 nucleotides. RefSeq names its product golgin subfamily A member 6-like protein 6. The transcript is spliced from 4 exons. NCBI's taxonomy places the organism in Eukaryota, Metazoa, Chordata, Actinopteri, Syngnathiformes, Syngnathidae. The coding region runs from base 103 to 1209 and encodes 368 amino acids. The record is from RefSeq and is a predicted model, not a curated record.
UUGACUGACUUUGAGGGGAGACUAGCAGCUGUCGAGACGUGUCUUCAGCGAGGACGGAAUGACGCUGAAAAACAGCAACAUGCAUCUUUCGACGCCUACAAAAUGGAGGACAAAAUCCCAUGUGAUGUCCUGGCUGGAGUUGAGAGCAGCGUUGAUGAAGAAGACCUUGAACUCCCUCACGCAGAGGACAGCACAAGUGUUGGGAAAUUUUUAAAGAGACAAUUCGUCCUAGUCGAAAAAAUGUUGGCAGCCCUGAAGAGUCCAAAUGUACAACUCAGAUUUUUAGUGCCAAAAGAAGAAAGUAUGACCAUGGCCUACAGGUACAAACUCAUCAUCUCACAAAUUCUGACAUUAAAACAAACUCAAUUCGAGGAAGACGGAGCUCGGGAGGACCACGAAAUCAUCAUGAGAGCCUGCAUUGAAGCGGAGUUCAUCUAUGCUGCUUUUAAAAUCCAGCAAGAAUAUCAGAAAGACAAUCCUGCAAACUCCAUCCAUCCAAUAUUUGUUUUUAAUGAACAGCGGGAGAAUAAAAAAGAUCAAUCUGAGGACAUAAAAAAUCCGCCGCGGUUAGAGCGACUUAUAACGAGGCUGCAAAGAAGAGCUAAAGUCAUGUGGCAGCUCUAUCAGGAGGUGACGAUUGAGGAGGAGGACAUUUGUGAAACGGCCUCUGGAGUGGACCUGAAGUGGAUGCAGGAGCAAGUAAAGCUCCUUUAUUUGUCCGACAGGCUCCAUUUAGAUUUGGAGCAAGAGCAGCAGCGAUGUGUGAUGUUGCAGGACAAAUUAUGCAAACAGCAGGAGGCCUCAUUAACGGAUGAGCGGGAGGUUUUUAAUCACACCUUAAGUGAACUCCAGGAGGACAACAAAGCACUGAGAGAGGAACUAGAACAUGCCGAAGACGCCUUGAUAUCGAUGAAGUCCGGAAACCAAAACAAAUGGCAAAUUGAGGAAUAUCAAAAGGAAAAAAUACAAAGACUAGAAGCAGAGUUUCAAAUGAAGGAUGUCAAGUUACUAACUGACGAUGUCAAGUUUGCCACUCUGCCUUCUAGUAGAGUCACACCUCGAGCAAAUUCUGAUGUCAACGCGGCCAAUACUAGCAACACAGUGAAGAAAAAUAACAAACCGUCUCUUCUACGUCGGCUUCGAGCGGUCAGGUCAAAGAGUUUGAAAGAAGGUCUUUCUGGCCAAGAAAGAAUGAAACUAUUUGAUUGACUCUGAUCUCAAGAUGAUUACCGACGCUUCAACAGGGGUGACAA